UUAAAGUCAACGAUGGCCUACAAAAAAUAUCCACGAACUUUUUUCAUCUUCACAGACAUGAAUUGCAGCAGACUAUUUCUAUAGAAGGGUUUAGAACUCUUAGUGAUUAACAAGAUGUUCAUGUGUCAUGGCGAUGAGGAUGGAUAUGUCCCUCCCGGAGAACCCCACCCUCCUCAUGUCACUGUUCCCUCAAACUUGACCGAGAUCAAGGAGGAGAUUGACCAGAUGGACGAAGAGUGCUUUGGCUGGACAGCUGCCAGACAUUAUCUCGAAUACAUUACCCUCGAGGAGUAUUUCGAUCGCCUAAUCGAUCAUAUCCGAGAGGGCGGGACCCGACAUAAAUGGGAUAAGUCCAAUUCAAAUAUUCCUGAUGUUUUGAACGUCGACUUGAUUGCCGGGGCCUUCAAGGCCAGAAUGUUGAAAAGAAACUUAGGAAGGAUAUCGCAUGCAGAUGGCGAACAGCUCAAAGCCUUGUGUGUUCUUUUCUACCGCGAGGCGGAUCUUACCGAGCUACAACGUCGCGUCGAGCUCGAAAUCGGAGUAACACUGGCCUCGCUUCCACCCUGGAUUAUGGAUAUCCUAGGCAUCAUCGCUUACGCGCGUCGGCACGUGGAUGUUCUCGAGCACCUGGUUAAGAAUUACAGGGCUUCUUCAACGAGAGCUAAGAGCAGCUUCGACCUGCUCGGCGUGUCCGUCCUAUCCAGCCGCAAGGGCCGUAGCGAAAAGUUCCAGCACUCUGCCAAUACCCCGCUCAAUCGCGAGAUAGAGUAUAAGAUGUGGACAACCCUAUUAAACUCUGAACCCAAUACCUGGCUUCACUAUCCUAUGUACGAGCGCAAAACGAGCGGAGGUAUACCGGAAGGUUUGUAUUACGGUCUGCAUUGGCUAGCAGACUAUUGGAGGGGCGAUCAUGAGCUCCGUACCUCCCCGGCGUUUGCUGAUUACCUGCGCGCGUUGGGUGCAAGAGGCAUAAUCCUCAGCGCGGUCACCAUCGCCCGCUUCCUCUCCGUCACCGAGGGUGGCAAUAUCGACUUUACCAGGGGCGGGCCGUUCGUACCCGUCGGCAUCGAGCCUGCUCGCCUUAUGUUGGAAUGCUUCCCGCUGGGGGAUUCGAUGUCGAAGGAUUAUCCUAAUGGCGACUCGGCAAAUCUUGCGCUUCCUAUUACGCAGUGGCCGAUAGAUAACCCAGACAGACUAGUGGUCUUGCAGAUGCUCUUAGAGCAAGGAUUGGUCGUCGAUGGCAAGGUCGCGGAAAUGCCAUGGGGACAUUUGGGCCCUCAGCCGGAGCACCAGAAAUAUGACACUUGCUUGAUCAAGGCGGCCGAACGUGGUGACAUUGAUAUGGUCAAGUUGCUACUCAGGUAUGGGGCAAAGAGAGAUAUGCAGGGUGCGCAUGGACAUACGGCCGCACAGCGUGCGAAGGAGAAGGGACAUACAGAAGUCGCCAAUUAUUUGGAUGGUCUAUGAGGUCAGAAAAUCUAUACCAACUAAACAUACACAUAAGAUUAUAGCUGCCUGCCGACUAUGCCUAGGUAUGUUCAGCGCAAGGAAAUAUUGU
This is a messenger RNA of Hypoxylon trugodes, 1558 nucleotides long. RefSeq lists its product as uncharacterized. NCBI's taxonomy places the organism in Eukaryota, Fungi, Ascomycota, Sordariomycetes, Xylariales, Hypoxylaceae. The transcript has 2 exons. The coding region runs from base 115 to 1467 and encodes 450 amino acids. Gene Ontology annotation, molecular function: protein binding. The record is from RefSeq and is a predicted model, not a curated record.